AUGAAUAAAAGUAUGAAAUAAAUCUUAUUAAUAAAGAUAAAAUGGAAAUUUUUUAGUGCAAAUACCUAAAUCAUGAAAAUGAAGGAAUAAUAGGAUUUUGUAUACAUUAGAAUUGUUAGAAAGCAACUUAAUAUUGCUAUUAAUGCUUGACUUAAAAUCAUUCAGAUCAUUUAUAAGAUUGCAUUAGAUUUGAAAACAUGAGUGAAUAGAUUAAUCAAUUUGUAUAAGUUUACAAAGAAUAAAAAUCAUAAAUUAAAGAAAUCAUCUUUCAAAUAAAGAAUUGCUUUGAAGAGAUUUAAAAAUACUUGGAAUAAGAAAUAUCGAAAUUAGAAAUAUUGAACCAAAAACUUUAAAACAAAGAGUACUUAUCUUUUAAGUCUCAAUUAAUUUUAGUAAAAUAGUUUUACUCAAAGGAAAAAGAAAACAAGAUAUGUAUUCAUUUUAGCUACUUUAAUAGAAUAAUAGAUAAUAGAAUUCAAUUCAAUUCUUGAAACAAUUAAAAAAAUGGAACAAAUUUAAAACACGAUGAAAAAUGGAUUGAAUAUUUAGCACAAAAAUAAGAUACAAAUAUAUGAGAUAGAUGACAAAUGUUUAGAACAAAAGAGCUAAAAAAGAAACGAGGCUAAAAUUUUAUUCGAGUAGGGUAAAAUAAUAAUAAGAAGAAUAUAGGAAAAAAAUUAGUUAAGAAUCAUUAAUAUGAAGAAGCUUUGAUGAUAUUUGACAACUUGAUUAUAUCAUUCGAUUAAGAUGAUCAAGUUUACGGAUGGAAAGGUUGUUUUUUGUAUGUAAAUUUUAGGUUUCGUAUUAGAUAAUUUAAACAAAUAAUAAGAAGCUAUUGAGUGUUAUGAAAAAGCUCUUUUGAUAAAUCCUCUUGAUGAUAUUGCAUGGAAUAACAAGGGUAUUGACAUUCAAAUAUUUGUAUUGAGGUUUAGCAUUAAUCUAUUUGAAUAAAUAUUAAGAAGCCAUUGAGUGUUGCUUAAAAGUUCUUUCUAUAAAUCCUAAUGAUGAUUGUGCAUGGAAUAACAAAGGAAAUAAACAAAAAAAAACUUUAUGA
Molecule: messenger RNA, 1054 nt
Organism: Paramecium octaurelia
Lineage: Eukaryota; Ciliophora; Oligohymenophorea; Peniculida; Parameciidae
Source: the annotation of a GenBank genome assembly